Exophiala mesophila is the source of this 1871-nucleotide messenger RNA. RefSeq lists its product as uncharacterized. The record is from RefSeq and is a predicted model, not a curated record. The coding region runs from base 42 to 1871 and encodes 609 amino acids. NCBI's taxonomy places the organism in Eukaryota, Fungi, Ascomycota, Eurotiomycetes, Chaetothyriales, Herpotrichiellaceae. The transcript has a single exon.
AGGGAGAGAUUCGGCUCCUUUCCUUUGGUCGCGCGCAACAUAUGGACGACAUAUUACAGUUUGACCUGAGUCACGCCAGAUUGAGUCAGCGGCCUCAAUACACAGCACUAUCUUAUUCUUGGGGAUCUGCUAGAGAUAUCUCACGUACCGAUGUGUUUGUCAACGGUCAGGCGUUCAGCGUGUCUAUCAAUCUUGCCUCUGCACUCAGCACGCUAAGGCGGCAGGGGCACCAAAUGUUGUGGGUUGAUGCAAUAUGUAUCAAUCAGAACGACCCUGGAGAGAAGAGUAAGGAAGUUACAAGAAUGUUUUCCAUCUAUCGAAUCGCCGCCGAGGUCGUCAUAUGGCUAGGAGAGGGUGUCGCUAGGGAUAAGGAGGUCCAAGAGCUACAAAAGGUUGCCGGAGAGAUUUCUGAAGGCGUUUCGAGGGCGGAAGAUGACGCUAUCUUGAAAAUGGCAAUUGCGGGACUGAGAAGGCUCCUCAUGGCACCUUACUGGAGCCGCGUGUGGAUCAUUCAGGAGGUGGCAGCAGCAAGACGAACUCGAGUCUGUUGGGGACGUUAUCGCUUCGAGCUGCACGUUCUGGAGACGAUGAUUCGCGACUAUGGCUUGAGCAUGGAUGAGAUGAGUGCUUCACCCACUUUGGCACAACAAGUACUGUUCGUCAGGUCAGCCGCCCGUGCCCAACAAAAGCCUCGAUUGAUGGAAAUUCUUCAGUUGAGCCAUGCAUCGCAAACCAGUGUGGUCCGAGACAAGGUAUACGGUCUCCUUGGAUUGGCAUCGGACUGGAGGGAUUUUGUUCAGGAACCAAACUACUCGCCCACCGUAUCGGAGGAGAGUCUUUGUCUAGAGAUGACGGCCAACUUUUUGCACUGGUAUACCUCUCUGGACAUCAUCUUGUUAAGGAGCACCGACAAACACCAGGAGGGCCUGCCGUCAUGGUGUCCAGAUUACUUUUAUUUUAAGAUCGACGCUUUCGACCACAACUUGCUCACCUAUGUCUCUGGCAAGGAUGCCAACUUGGGAUGGGAAAAGCGACGGGCAUUUGGGGCAGCAGCCCGACUAAACCAAGACGCACAAGGUUCGUUCAAUGUUGAUGGUAGGUGCUUGUGUGUCAAAGGUGUUCGAGAAGGCUACAUCACCAUGGUUGGAGCCAUGGGAGACGAGGAUCAAUGGGUUGGACACGAGCCAAGGGGGCUUGUCGUCCAACGGUCUGCCUCUGACCUGGUCGCCAAAGCCUUUCGACGCCUUCUGCUCAUGUCACAUGCCCAGACAUUUGGACACUUGAACGGGAUGGAAUUCUUCGCCUUACUCUAUGAGUUGCCUCAGCAGUACUAUGAACAGACAGGACAUGGAGCAGUCUGGAGGUGGCUUCAACAGCAUGCAGGGUUUUUUCGCACCAUGGGGGCUUGCCCCAGUAGACCAACGUCGCUCAACGAACAGGACCAACUCCCCCUGCGUAUCAAAUCGAGUGGGCUGAUGGAUGAAAGCCGCCUUCGGGCGGGGUGGAAAGAAUAUUCAUCUUCUAGCACGUCGAGCAACCGCCGUCGGGGGGUAUCCUUCGAGCCCUUGCUCUCGUCAAUCUCAUGCGUCCUGGACGAGGGGGUUCGGUUGAUGUCUAUUGGUGACGGGGAACUUGUAGGUUGGGCGCAUCGCAAGACGCGAGUGGGGGAUUCGAUCUGGCACCUCGAGGGGUGUACGUUACCCACGAUUCUGAGAAAACGCGCAGGUUCUGGGGCUGGGGCUGGGGCUGGGGCCGAUGUCAAGGGCGGGGAGUGUUAUGAGCUGAUCGGACAUUGCUAUGUCGAUCCAGUCCUGGCCAGUGGGCGUUGGCUUGCGAGGGAAGAUAAGAGCAGACUGAUCCGCCUGAUAUGA